Heterocephalus glaber (naked mole-rat) is the source of this 5634-nucleotide messenger RNA. It is a transcript of the gene Tia1, whose product is annotated as TIA1 cytotoxic granule associated RNA binding protein. Gene Ontology annotation, molecular function: RNA binding. The record is from RefSeq and is a predicted model, not a curated record. NCBI's taxonomy places the organism in Eukaryota, Metazoa, Chordata, Mammalia, Rodentia, Bathyergidae.
AGUUUUUAAGAGACAUUUGUUAUUGUACAUGUUAUAGUUUCUUUUAUAGAUAUUUUGCUAGUUUGAUAAUAAUCUUCAAUAACUUGGGCUUUGACUAAGCAAUAUUUGGGCACUUCUAUGAUACCAUGCAUUUUGUGCUAAUAUAACUUAACAAAAAACCCUUCAAUUCAGUCUAAAAAGCACUUGUUAAAUGUUAUUUCCUAGUUUUUGUCUUUUUUAAAAAAAUGUUAAUAAAAAUAGUGCCUUAUAGUUUUUGUAAAGCACUGUCUUGCUUGCAUUUGAUAUUAAUCAUAUAUUUAGGCCCUUUCUGAGUAUCUUUAUUCAAGGUAGCAUUCAUAAUAGAACUCUUAAUAUUUUGAAAAGCAUCCCAUAUUAGAGAAAGAAUAACAAGGUUUUUUAUAAUAGUUAGUAAUUGUUGAAUUUAGAAAAAAAAAUUUGGGUUUCUGGUUGCUUUUUAUUAUUUUAGCUAGAAGAGUGGUAAAAAGAAAGUGCUAGGGCCAGGGAUUUGACUCAGUGGCACUGCACCUGACUCGAAAGCACAAGGUCCUGAGUUUGAUCCCCUGUACAAAAAAAAAAAGGAAGUGUUGGUUGUGGUUUGGGUUGAACAGACCAACAGCAAAAACUAGGAGUUGAGAAUGGUGGAAAGUAAAUGCCAGUAGCAUUGACGAUGAAUUUUAAGAGUUUUCAUUUGAAGAGUUGUAGUUCAUUGGUAAGAGGAUGAAAAUGCAUAGUGACUAAGGAGUGACCAACUUCAAGAUUGGGGCUUAUAAAUGGACUCUUCUAUUAGAUGAGAUUUGUCUUUGUGGGAAUUGAUUAGAAAAUAAAGUUUUAAUUUCUUGGUUCUCUUAUCUGCUUUAGUGUUUCAGUAAUGGUUAGCUUGCUUUCAGAUAUCUAGACUUGAAUAUUUGGCUCCUCGAGGGUUCUAUAUGCAAAACUUUGGAAGCUUUCAUUUUGUUGUGCAGAAUCUUUAUAUUAAGUUUCAUCCAAUCCUCAGAGUAGUUACAGGACCAUAAGGGAUUAAGAACCCUAUUCUAGAUCUUUCCUGCUGCUUUUUCAGAGAACAUUUUAGAGAGAAAUAAGUAAGAGUUGACUAGAUUUCUGGACUGACAUUUCCUGAAGCUUUGAAAAGAAAAUAUUUUUUCUAGCAUUUUAAACAGAUUAAGCAGCUAUUUUGUUAAAUGAGUUUUGAUUUAAGUAGGUUUUCUUAAAAUGGGAAUUUUAGUUUGGGAUUAUACAAAGAUUGGGUAGUAAUUGGUAAGUUUAAAUUAAAUGACCUAAUUUUAGCAGCUUCAUUAUUUUAAUCAUGGAUUGAUAAUUUCUUUUUUUGGUACCGGGGAUCAAACUCGGGACCUUGCGCUUGUGAGGCGGGCGCCAGAACCACUGAGCUAAAUCCCUGGCCCUGAUAAUUUCUUUAUGUUGAAUACAGUAUAUUGGUAUCAUUUUUAGUCUGAAUUUUCUUGUGGUCCCACAAUUACUGAUGUAUGCAUUUUUUUUUUCUUGGUAAGGCUUUUCUUUAAAUUUCAUCAUUUUUAGUUGAUGCAUGGCUUGCAUUUAGUCAUGCAAAGUGUUAGCUUUCCUAAAUUUAAAAGAACCAUUUGGCAACGGGUACCUUAUUUUCCUGAUUUUUAUAAUUGUUGUUAAAAUACAUAAGUUGACAGCUGUAUGUUGAAGGGUUCUCAUUAUAGUUAGAUACUCUUUUUUUUUUUUUUUUGUACUGGGGAUCGAACUCGGGACCUUGAGCUUGUGAGACAGGCAGCAGCACCACUGAGCUAAAUCCCUGGCCCUAGUUAGAUAUUCUUUAUAGGGUUACUAAAGCAGUGUUUGGUUUACUGAAAAUGUUAUAAUGAAUGGUGGCCAGUUAAACUAUUUAGUAUGAAAAAGUACUUUCCCUUUUUCACACAACUUAAACUUUUCCUGUUUCUUAAAUCUAAGGUGACACAGCAAAUUUUGGGAUAGAAGUGUAUAAGCUACCAAAUUAAAUGCAUGUGUACCAUAUAGAUAAUUUAAGAAGUAUUUUUAUAUAUUGUGAAGUGACUUGCAUUAACUUUCCCUUUUCACCAGCACCUCCUUGUCAUUUUGACUGCGCUUAAUAAAUCACCCCUAAGUUAGUCUAAAAUAUGCUUAUGUAUACUUUAAUUAAUAUAAAAUUACAUUGCAUGGCUUUCUGACUUGGGUUUUUGUUGUAAAAGUGCCUGUUUUGUUCAUGUGUCCUGAGAGAACAAGCAUUGUGACAUACCUGGCUAACUUAAAAGCAGAUUGCCUGUGAAGUACAAUUUGAGUCCAAUUUUUUGAGAGAUGCUCGAGUGGUAAAAGACAUGGCAACAGGAAAGUCUAAGGGAUAUGGCUUUGUCUCCUUUUUCAACAAAUGGGAUGCCGAAAACGCCAUUCAACAGAUGGGUGGCCAGUGGCUUGGUGGAAGACAAAUCAGAACUAACUGGGCAACCCGAAAGCCUCCAGCUCCCAAGAGUACAUAUGAGUCAAACACUAAACAGCUGUCAUAUGAUGAGGUUGUGAGUCAGUCUAGUCCAAGCAACUGUACUGUGUACUGUGGAGGUGUCACUUCUGGGCUAACAGAACAGCUAAUGCGUCAGACUUUUUCACCGUUUGGACAAAUAAUGGAAAUUCGAGUCUUUCCAGAUAAAGGAUAUUCAUUUGUUCGGUUCAAUUCCCAUGAAAGUGCAGCACAUGCAAUUGUUUCUGUUAAUGGUACUACAAUUGAAGGUCAUGUUGUGAAAUGCUAUUGGGGCAAAGAAACUCUUGAUAUGAUAAAUCCUGUGCAACAGCAGAAUCAAAUUGGAUAUCCACAACCUUAUGGCCAGUGGGGCCAGUGGUAUGGAAAUGCACAACAGAUUGGCCAAUAUAUGCCUAAUGGUUGGCAGGUACCUGCGUAUGGAAUGUAUGGCCAAGCAUGGAACCAGCAGGGAUUUAAUCAGACACAGUCUUCUACACCUUGGAUGGGACCAAAUUAUGGAGUACAGCCGCCUCAGGGGCAGAAUGGCAGCAUGUUGCCUAAUCAACCUGCGGGGUAUCGAGUGGCAGGGUAUGAAACCCAGUGAAAAAGGACUCCAGAAUCUAAAGCCAGUGGCUUGAGGCUACAGGGAGUGUAGUGAAGCCGUUGUUUACUUAAAGAUUUAUCAAAUCAGUCAGUGCAAAUAUCAGAUACAAUGUAUUUAUUUAAAAGAUUCAUUUUUAAUCAUGAAAUUACUUAUCAUCCACAUUGUUUUAAAAAGAAACAAGAUGCUGGAUGUCUGCCAAUUUUUGCCUUCAUUACCUGUUUUGAUAAAGUUUCUCAGAUCCUUGUUUCAAAUACAAAUGCAGGGAUUGCUGCCACUUUUUUUUAAAAGUAAGAGGCAGAAAAUUGCACAAUGUUGAACUUUUUUCCACUAAAGUAGUAUGCAGUUCUAGUUUGCAUUUCUGACAUGAUUUAAAACAUGUAAUAUAAAGAUGUAAAAAAAAAACCAGAAGAAAAACCAAAACUGUGCAAAGUCUCGAAGUUCUUUGUAACCUUCUGCUUCUGCACAAUUCUGUUUUAGGUUUUUAAAAAUGCAUUGUUUGAGUAAUCCCAUUUCCAUUGUUAUCCCUUUAGGGUUUUUAAAUAUAAAUUAUUAGAUUUGCAUCAUUUUGUAUUUACAUUUUUCAAAAAUUUGUCUUGCCUUAUUAAAGUUCUGUAAAAUACACUUAAAUGGAAAAAAAUGAUGUUCACUUAAAUUGAAGACUUUUCUCAGAUGAAUUGAUAAUUGCAUUCAUCUUGUGUUUUAUAUGAGAAGGUGCCUCAAGAAUUCCCUGUUGGAUUUGUUUAAAAGGAUUUAUAUCUUCUGUGAUAAACUUUGCUGUGUACCAGGAACUGUAAAAACAAACCUUGUUACUAAAGAAAAUCUCUGAAAUGUGAUAAGUUCUUAUGCCAUGUUACUUUCCUGUGUCAACCUCUACAUUUACAUGUAUUAUUUCAUUAUGUAAAAUGUUUUAGCAAUUUAAUAUUUUGCACAGUUAGCAAACUUUGUAUGUCGUUUCCUUCUUAAAGGCAACAUGGAGGCUUGACAUGAAGUUUAUAAGUUUUAAGUUGUUUGCAUGUGAAUAUCAAAUACACACUUUGGUAGCUUUUGAGUACAAAGUCAUCUGCUCUUGUUUUUCAAGAAUUUUGAGACACAAAAGUUGUAUGUAAAGGAAUAUAUUAAUUUUCCAUUUUCUAGUUAGAUUUACUUCAGAAGAGUAAAUCAAGUGAAUUUUAAUGUGUACAAAUAAGUGGUAGCUGUGAAAUUGUAGAAUAUCCUUAUGUCAGGCUUGGGGUUCAUUGUAAACUCCAGAAUUAGCCUAAAGGACCAGCUAGGCAAAGCAUUUUUUAAAUGUUCAGAGGCCAAAAGAUAAACAACAACAACAAAAAACCCUUUAAAAUCCUACCUCCUUAAAACAGCCUUCAAAGAAGAAAAUCCUCAGUGCAAUCAUCAUUUUUAUUCUUUUGGUACCUGUUUUCUUGGAGUUCCCAAUGGGAGAGAAAGGGCAGGAUGGCUCCAAGCAUUAAGAGGCUUACUGUUUGAUGGCAUUAUUCUAGCUUUGAAAUUCCUAGUACAUUUCAGUCUCUUAGAAGAGUUGUAGGAGAUGGUUUGGUUUGGUUUUCAGUGAAGGUCAGAAACCAUCUUCUUCCUUAACUCGCAGAGACAGAGGGUCCCCAGUAUAUGUAUUUGAGUGGUUGAUGGUUUUUAAGACCUUCAGAGAGCUCCCAGCAAUUUACUUAACAACAACAGCAACAAAGGUCUGUGAAAUCUUAAGAGCUUCCUGGCCUGUAUCUUCCAGGUAGGAGCAAAGGAUUCUAAGCUGGUCUCUAAGCCAAUACCUUUUAAACCAGAGCCCAGGAAAAACAGCUUAUCAUUCUUUGGAGCUCAAUUCUAUGCAGUUAUACUGAUGUUUCAUUAAGUCACUGUGUAUUUUUAAGUGUUGAUACAUUAAAAGUUGCUUUGUGGGAGAUGAGUAAAAUUUUGGAAUACAUGGAAAUUUUAUUUCCUUGUUAACUUCUACAAAUCAGGGCAUGCAACCAAAAGCAGCUUAAAUGAAAUACUCAAAAGUAAAUAAAUAUCAGGAAACUAUUUUUAGGUUCUUCUGACUUAUGUUUCUAUUUUAGGACCCUCAUUUUUUCUCUUACAAAAAAAAAAAGAUUUUAUUUGCUAUAUAGCUCAUGGACUGCAGGGUGAAUUGUUGGGGAAAAGUAAUUUAAUCUGAAUAAAAGUACAGUUUUCCAUUCAUUUUCGCUAUCUCAAGUAAUAGUUUUUAUUAGCCAGUAUAUUUUCUUACUGUAUAAAUCUUAAAAUGUACAUUGACUACUUUUUGAGAAGUGGUACCAGUAUUCGUGAUGAAAAGGUUACUACUGAACAACUGCACAUUUCAGAAACAUUGCAAACUUGAUUUAAAUCUUAGUGUUAAAGCAAAUGAUUUAAAGAUAUUUUUCAGUCUAAAAAAUUAUACUGGUGUUAGUAUCAGGUAAGGAAAUUGUUCUUAAAGUGAUUUCAUUCUUUGCAAUAUGCAUUCAGAUUUUACUUUCGGAUACUGUAAAGAGCCUAAAGUGAUUCACUCUCAAAUGGGUCAUUAAUCCAAAAUUCUUUACCCUGUUUGGAUAUUAAAGUUCCUUUAUGUUUUCUAUAA